UCCUGAUGACUCACACGGAAGCGCCGGCAGGCCCCGCCUCCUGAAGAAGAGGGGUCUGCGCUGCGCUUCCGGGAGCCCGGCGGCUACGGCCAGUACCGGCAAGUUGGCGCACGUCUCAGGGAGCCUCGGACGUGAAGCCGGAGGCCCCAGUCCCCGCGAGCCCAGAUGCCUGUCCAGCCUCCGAGUAAAGACACAGAAGAGAUGGAAGCAGAGGGCGAUUCCGCCACUGAGAUGAAUGGGGAGGAAGAAGAAAGUGAGGAGGAGCACAGCGGCAGCCAGACCGAGUCUGAGGAGGAGAGCUCAGAGAUGGAUGACGAGGACUACGAGCGGCGUCGCAGUGAGUGCGUCAAUGAGAUGCUGGACCUGGAGAAGCAGUUCUCAGAGCUAAAGGAGAAGUUGUUCCGAGAGCGGCUGAGUCAGCUACGGUUGCGGCUUGAGGAGGUGGGGGCUGAGAGAGCCCCUGAAUACACAGAACCUCUUGGGGGGUUGCAGCGGAGCCUCAAGAUUCGCAUUCAGGUGGCAGGGAUCUACAAGGGCUUCUGCCUGGACGUGAUCAGGAAUAAGUACGAGUGUGAGCUUCAGGGGGCCAGACAGCACCUGGAGCUGUGCCUUUUCCAGAGCGAGAGGCUCCUGCUCUAUGACACGCUGCAGGGGGAGCUGCAGGAGCGGAUCCAGAGGCUGGAGGAGGACCGCCAGAGUCUGGACAUCAGUUCUGAAUGGUGGGAUGACAAACUGCACGCCAGAGGUGGCUCAAAGACCUGGGACUCGCUGCCACCCAGCAAGAGGAAGAAAGCACCUCUCGUCUCUGGCCCUUAUAUCGUGUACAUGCUGCAGGAGAUUGAUAUUCUCGAGGACUGGACGGCUAUCAAAAAGGACCAUGACUCUGCUGUUCACAGCCAAGGGUCCCUCGGAGCAGCUGGCAUCACACCCAGGAUUCACGUUUUCCAGCAGACAAGCUCCUGGGGCUGCACAGACCACUCUCCAGUGUUACUGCUGGGCCCCACUCUGCCCUCCUCAGAGCCUGCACAGCUGUGGCCCCAGAGCUGACCUGGCCAGGCAAGACUGUUGUCUCCAUCUCUGACCACCUCUCCCUCCUGAAGAUAAACCUCCUCUGUCCUCCAGCCAAGACGACAGGCCUUCCUAAGCCAAAGCAAUACCCUUCCUGCUGACCUCUCCACUGAGCCAGGGAGCUGGGCCCGUGACAUGGGAACUGAGCCAGACAAGGGGCUGACAUAUCAUUAUGUUGGGGGCCUGUCCAUUCUGGCUGGAGCUGGAGGUGAUAGCCAGGCUUCCCAGGUUUUCUCAGGGCUAUUCCUGGUGUCUGCCUCCCAGAUUUUGAAGACUAGAAUUAAAACCUUUGCUGGGA
Messenger RNA from Ictidomys tridecemlineatus (thirteen-lined ground squirrel), 1366 nucleotides. It is a transcript of the gene Brms1, whose product is annotated as BRMS1 transcriptional repressor and anoikis regulator. The record is from RefSeq and is a predicted model, not a curated record. Lineage: Eukaryota; Metazoa; Chordata; Mammalia; Rodentia; Sciuridae.